CCUGUAUCACCAUUUGUUAAAGUGAAAAUAUUUGGUGUUCGUUGUGAUCAAAAUGAACAAAAAACUUUAACUAUAUCAAAUAAUGGUCUCAAUCCAAUAUGGAAUCAUUUAAUGCAAUUUUCAAUUUGUAUUCCUGAAUUAUGUCUUCUUCGAUUUACAGUUAAAGAUAAUGAUAAAAGUAAUACAGAUCUUGGUCAAUAUUCGAUUCCAUUUCUUUCAAUGCAAUCUGGAUAUCGACAUAUUCGAUUACUUGAUAUUUACAAUAAUCCAACAACAGCAACAUUAUUUGUAAAUGUAAAAAUAAUCAAUACGGACAAUGCAACAUAA
This is a messenger RNA of Adineta steineri, 327 nucleotides long. The record is from the annotation of a GenBank genome assembly. Lineage: Eukaryota; Metazoa; Rotifera; Eurotatoria; Adinetida; Adinetidae.